Erinaceus europaeus (western European hedgehog) is the source of this 1037-nucleotide messenger RNA. It is a transcript of the gene INAFM1, whose product is annotated as InaF motif containing 1. The coding region runs from base 381 to 776 and encodes 131 amino acids. The record is from RefSeq and is a predicted model, not a curated record. NCBI's taxonomy places the organism in Eukaryota, Metazoa, Chordata, Mammalia, Eulipotyphla, Erinaceidae. The transcript has a single exon.
UAUUUGCGGAGCCUGGGUUCCCAGGGGGCGUGUCCGGGGCGUGUUGUGGGCGGGGCAUGCAUUGGGCCGUGGGAAUAAGAGCUAGGUAGGUCUGCUGGAGGCGGCGGGGCCGAGAGGUGCUAGGAGACGAGAGCGAGCCUGGGGCAGUGGCAGAGCCUGCUGGGGGUCGUCGUCCACCCCGCGGUAUUCGCGGCUGGGUGAUGGUUGGCGGGAGGAGGCGGAGGAGAGGGCGGGCCCGGGGAGAUGCGGGCCGGGGUGGGUGUGCGCGGGGCUGAGUGGGCAGCGGGGAUGCGGGGCGGGCCCGGGAGGGGGCGGGCCCCUGGAGAGGCCUCCGGGGCGCGGGCCGAGGCGGGCGGCGCGGGGCUGAGUGGGCAGCGGGGAUGCGGGGCACGAGCUGCGUGGGCGGCGGCGGCGAGAGCCCAGGGGGCGCCGGGCUGAGCGAGGGUCCACGGGGUCGCUGGCUGCGUUUGGCCCCGGUCUGCGCCUACUUCCUGUGCGUGUCGCUGGCCGCCGUGCUGCUCGCCGUCUACUACGGGCUCAUCUGGGUCCCCACGCGGCCCCCCGCCGGCCCCGCAGGCCCGCCGCCCAGCGCGCCGCCCCCGCCCUGCGCCCCUGCGCCCCCGGCCGCCGCUGCCGCCUCCUGCCUCCCGGGGGCCCCCGGCGGGCCGCCGCCUCCCCAGCUCGACCUGCCGCGGAGCCGCCGCCGCCGCCGCCACCCGAGCCGCCCGCCGUCCGCACAGACACCGGAGGCCGUAGGGGGCCGAGGACCGGGGUGACCUCCCUUCCACCCGCAGCUGCCCCUCCGCGGACGCCGCAUCCCUCGCCGAGCCCGCGUUCCCUCCCGGUGACGUCGCCCCGUGGAGGAUGGGGGGCGGGCGGGCGCGGGUCCUGCACCGCCGGGAGGGGCGGGUCCUCCCUCCCCCACCUCGCCUGCUGACCCCCCAGCCCCUGCAGAGACCCUGACACAGAACCCCCAGCCCUCGCCGCUUCUCCAUGAGUCUUCGUGUCUAUGUGCAAUAAACUCCAGCCCCAGCUGC